Messenger RNA from Dreissena polymorpha, 1634 nucleotides. RefSeq names its product lambda-crystallin homolog. NCBI's taxonomy places the organism in Eukaryota, Metazoa, Mollusca, Bivalvia, Myida, Dreissenidae. Gene Ontology annotation, biological process: fatty acid metabolic process. The coding region runs from base 140 to 1123 and encodes 327 amino acids. The record is from RefSeq and is a predicted model, not a curated record. The transcript has 6 exons. Gene Ontology annotation, molecular function: NAD+ binding; oxidoreductase activity, acting on the CH-OH group of donors, NAD or NADP as acceptor.
GUGGGCGUUUCACAUACAGGACCAUUUACACGAGACGCGUGUUAAAAAUCACCGUUCUUGAAAUUUAAUAGAUAGGCCUAUUUGUCAACCCAUAUUCUACGAUUUUCUGUUGUUUUCAUUCGGAAACAACACAGCUAAAAUGGAGAUAAAUGCACCAAUACAACGUAAAGUUGCUAUUAUUGGAAGUGGGCUUAUUGGUCAGAACUGGGCUAUGCUGUUUGCUAGUGCAGGGUACCAGACCAGCAUGUAUGACGUGGAACCAGGGCAGCUACAACGGGCCCUAGAAGGAACCAGGAACCAGCUGACCAAGUAUGAACAGAAGGGUUUCCUAAAGGGAACCGGCACAGCUGAGGAACAAGCUGAACGAAUAUCAGGGACUGGCUCCUUGCAGGAAUGCUUGAAUGGAGCAUUUUAUGUCCAGGAAUGCGUCCCAGAAAACCUCGAGCUGAAACAAAAGGUGUUCCGAGAGCUUGACGCGCUGGUCGGCAAUGACGUGAUCCUGGCUAGCUCCAGUAGUUGUCUGUGUGCCUCCAUGAUUGCUGACGGUCUCGCACACAUGCAAAAUGUCCUCGUGGCGCAUCCUAUCAACCCGCCCUACUUUGUGCCACUAGUAGAGAUAGUUCCAGCCCCAUUUACCUCCCCUGACGUAGUGGUCAAGGUUCGAGACCUGAUGAAGGCCAUCGGCCAGGCGCCAAUCACGUUACAGAGAGAGUGUCUUGGGUUUGCACUAAACAGGAUCCAGUAUGCAUGUAUUAACGAGUGCUGGAACAUGUACAAGACAGGUCUUCUAAGUGCGGCAGACAUUGACAGUCUGUGUACGAAUGGCCUGGGUAUGCGUUACGCCUUCAUUGGUCCCUUGGAAACCAUGCACCUCAAUGCCAAUGGUAUCAAGGACUACUGCGAACGUUACGCCCAAGGGGCGGUGAGAGUCCAGGAGGAGACAUUCCACCAAAUUCCUGUGCUCUAUGACACACCCACUGCAGAGAAGAUUCAAGAUGAUUGGGCAAUCAGUCUUCCUUUGCAGAAACUUCCGGAACGACGGGCGUGGAGGGACAAUAUGCUGGCCAAACUGUCAAAGCUGAAAUCUGACGAGAAGUCAGCGGAGAAUGAAGAAUUAAAGUGAUGUUGUAGACUGCACAGCCUAAUCAUGGAUGACAAUUAAAUGCCCAUGAAUUGAGCAAAGUUUUCCCAGAAUGCAGCUUAUUUUAUAUAUGAGCCCUGCUCUGUGAAAAGGGGUUCUAAUGCACAGGCUAAUCAGGGAUGGUACUUUACGCUUUUAUGAUAUUUUUCAUUUGAAGAAAGUCUCUUCUUAGCAAAAUCAAGUUUAAACAUGCAAUAAACCCCCUUUUCACUGAACACUGCUCAUAUGUUAAUCGCCACAAUUUCAUGUGAAUACAUGAAUUUAGCAGUAUGCGGUGUGGAUAUUAUGCAGUAUCAACCACAUGCCAUUGAUGACAUUGUAUUGAAACUACAUGAAUAACCAUGUGUUAGAUAUUAGUAUGUGCGCAGGAAUGAUACAUUUGACUUUACUUACACAUGAAUAUGCAUUUUACAAUGUUUAAUAUGUAAAGCAAAAUGAACAAAAGCUUUAUCAACAUGACAAAAUUUGGUCAAUUAAAAUUUUGAAUAAAGUA